Scophthalmus maximus (turbot) is the source of this 2128-nucleotide messenger RNA. RefSeq names its product interactor of HORMAD1 protein 1. The record is from RefSeq and is a predicted model, not a curated record. Gene Ontology annotation, cellular component: condensed nuclear chromosome. Gene Ontology annotation, biological process: DNA recombination; homologous chromosome pairing at meiosis; meiotic DNA double-strand break formation. The transcript has 8 exons. Lineage: Eukaryota; Metazoa; Chordata; Actinopteri; Pleuronectiformes; Scophthalmidae. Bases 520 to 1896 code for a protein of 458 amino acids.
CUUUAAUUGAAGCGUAUGCACUUCCGGGUACGAUUUUCAAAGUAAAACCCCCCCAACCGAGCCGCUUUCUGAGUCACUACUUCAGGUGUCGUCAAGGCGAUAGUGCUGCAAUAAACUCUGCUUUCACGAAGGAAAGUGAUGAUCAGUGUUGUUGGCCAGCGGCCUACUUAGGAAAAGCCACAGCUAGCGGCCGCUCCUGCUUUUUCGGCGGUACCUGAACGCAGCCUCGCCUGGCUCUGGAGCGGUCGAAUGGCGGGAGAUGUGAACUAAACACUCGCUUCUUGUUUAUCGCCUGCUUGAACUGCAACCAAGCGCAAUGAAUCACAUAAGGAACAUAAAAGAAAUGCUGAGCAUCCCGGCUGGAACCAGGUGGUUAGCUUACUGAGCUGCGCUAUUCCUCACAUUUUUUCACGAUUUUCUGACAGCUCAUAGGCAAAAUUAUUAAUUGAUCAACUAUGGUAAUAUUUACCAUAGAUUAAUAGCUAAGAAUAAUUGUCAGUUGCAGCCCCACACGGAACAAUGUUUUCCUCAUUGACCAACAAAUCUACAUCGACUUUCGGUUUAGCUGCACAAACAAAUUACGUGUUUGUCUUUUCUUCACGCGUCAAACCUUGUGGCGAGAAACCGAUGUGCAGGAACGUGUCCACCAGUGGCUACUCCAGCUUCACGGACUCGCAGAUAUUCUUCGGGACUCAAUUUUGGCCCGAAAAUUCCCAGAGCACGUCUCAGGAUAUGAGUUUGUCAUCCAGUUCACAAGAGGCGAGUGACCCAAAGUUUUCCAGCAAUUAUCGCACCAAACCUCUCCUGUUUGGAGAACUGAAGGGGAAAACCAGGCCUUAUGGAAUACUGGAUAAAUUUGAAGAAGACAGGAAAAAGGCAAAAGAAAACAAUGACAGCAAUCUUUUAGCCAAAGAAUGUCAACAUACAAGAGAAACUCAUAACACUAUCCAACAACUUGUCGCAGGCACAGACAGAAAUAUAGCUGUGUGCCAAACUGUCCUUGAAAAAUUUGACAAUUUUGCAUCUACAAUGCAAAAUAAUCUGAAGGGUCUUCAGAAUGACAUCUCCCAGCAUUUUGAGACUAUGUUAAAUAAAGUGAAUUCCCUUAAAGAGGAGAUGACAGAGCUGGAGGAAAGUGGGAAAAAGAGUGCAGACACUACAGCAGAACUUGGUUCAAAUCUGCAAAGCUUGAAGAGUAGUCUUGAGAGUCUGAGAGAGGAGCAGGAGAGAGAGCGAAACAUGCUCGCAGAGGCCCUGAAGCUGCUCAGCACCCUUGUCUCAGAGCAUUCAGCCAAACACAGUCCUCAGAGAGGGAUGAGCAGCACCGUCCAGGCGUCACUGGGACCAGAACAGUCACUCUCCAACAUCCUUCUGCACAACAAGCUCGAAAGCACGCAGCUUACAUGUACAUCGCACAACCGUGAACACAAACCGAUUGAAGUUCCCCCUCAGAAGCCCGGUGGCAGCAUUAGAAAGAAGAAACUUGCUCUCAAGGGCAAUGGGAGGCGCAGAAAGAGGCCACUGGUGCUCUCACAGAGGAGUAAACGCACUGUCUCAGAUGAAAACAGUCCAUCUCUGAUGAACUAUAACAAAGUGCAGAAUGUUGCGACACCCCUCGGUGAGCGCUGUGACCUGAACACUGUAACAAGCCAGGACAGUCUUAACCCAGACUGUCUGUCGAUGCUAUGCAGGGAGACGAGGUCCAGUAAAGCUGCGGGGGGUCUCAUCACCCCCUUCACCUGCUGGUCUCAGGACAGCAGCAGCUCUAUGUGCCUUGCAGGAAUUGAACCCAUCUUAGAGAAACUGUCAGCUGAGUCCAAGCCGGGGACCCCAAUGAAACCUGAAGGCCUCUGGCAGUUGUUUGACAUGGACCGCCAUUCUGAUUUUGGCUUUUAGAGGACGAGUAGAGCACUAAGAAUAGUGUAACCUUUGUUUUUGUUUUUUGGAGCAAGGCAAUAAAAGCCAAAAUUUUUUAUUAUUAUAUUUAUUAUUAUUGUGCCUAUGUUCUGUUAUUUAUGGAUUCGGGUUUUUGAAGAAUGAACCUAUUGAUAAAUGUUUUUUGUCUUAUACUUGCGGUUGUCAUACAUUACUCAUACUGUUGACUUCACAUUAAAAAAAUUAACUGAAA